Molecule: messenger RNA, 2658 nt
Organism: Drechmeria coniospora
Lineage: Eukaryota; Fungi; Ascomycota; Sordariomycetes; Hypocreales; Ophiocordycipitaceae
Exons: 4
Coding region: 1-2658 (885 amino acids)
Biological process (GO): actin filament bundle assembly; actin cytoskeleton organization
Cellular component (GO): actomyosin contractile ring; cortical actin cytoskeleton; cell projection
Molecular function (GO): calcium ion binding; actin lateral binding
Source: RefSeq, a predicted model, not a curated record
AUGGCAGCGCCGGUUCCCUCCGACGAGGCCCCCCAGCCGAGCCCGCCGCUGGCGCCUGGCAACGGGGGCUACGCCGAACGGUUCCCCGAAUUUUGUUUACACGCUUCGGGAAGCCAGCACGACGUCGACGCCGCCUGCCAAAGCAACGACUCCUCCCCCACCACCGGCAAAUACGACGACAACGACGACGACGACGACGACUACGACCCGUACCGCCACACAAUCUCUCCCUCGCCCUCGCCCUCCCUCUCGCCCUCUCCCCCUGCGUCCAAAUCGUCCCGCUCGCCCACAGAAUCUAGCAUCUCCACGUCGGCCACGAGCGUCGUCGACGUCGAGUGCGGAGGGGACCCGCGGCCGCCAUCAACGCCGACGAGCGAGAGCGCGACCCUGCCCACGUUUGACUCGACACCGCCGCGACCUUUGGUCCAGCGCAGCAGGCGAGACAAGAAGGAGCUGCAAGCGGCCAGGCUCCAGCGUUCGGAGGUUGCGACGAGGUCGCCGCCGUCGCCGAGCUCCAAGGGCGAAGUCGACGUGACCAGCAGAGGCUCCCGACCGCGGUGGCGUCGAAGCAGACGAGCAAACGGGAGCAGCAUCGGCGGCAACGGCAGCGGCGGCAGCAGAAGCAAGACGCCCGCCGGCGCACGCAACGCCGAGCAAGGACUCACGAGGAUGACCUUUACCGAGCAGCAGCGGUGGAUCACCGUCCAGCAGAAGACGUUUACCAAAUGGCUCAACACGAAAAUCGAGGCCCGGGAACUUGAGGUCAAGGACCUCGUUGCCGACCUCAGCGAUGGUGUCAUCCUCAUCCAUCUGCUCGAAUGCCUCUCGGGCGAAUCCCUGGGCCGCUACGCGUCGAAGCCCAAGCUGCGGGUGCAGAGGUUCGAGAACGCGAACCUCGCGCUCGACUUCAUCACCUCGAGGGGCAUCCAGAUGACCAACAUCGGCGCCGAGGACGUCGUCGACGGCAACCGCAAGAUCGUCCUCGGCCUCAUCUGGACCCUCAUCCUCCGCUUCACCAUCAGCGACAUCAACGAGGAGGGCAUGUCGGCCAAGGAGGGCCUGCUCCUCUGGUGCCAGAGGAAGACGGCCUGCUACGACGAGGUCGAGGUGCGCGACUUCAGCGCCAGCUGGAACGACGGCCUCGCCUUCUGCGCCCUCCUCGACAUCCACCGGCCCGACCUCAUCGACUUUGACGCGCUCGACAAGUCGGACCACCGCGGCAACAUGCAGCUCGCCUUCGAGAUCGCCCACCGCGAGAUCGGCAUCCCGAAGCUGCUCGACGUCGAGGACGUCUGCGACGUGCCCAAGCCCGACGAGCGGAGUCUCAUGACGUACAUCGCCUACUGGUUCCACGCCUUCAGCCAGAUGGAAAAGGUGGAGAACGCAGGGCGGCGGGUCGAGAAGUUUGUCAACAACAUGCAGGGCGCCUGGGAGAUGCAGAGCGCCUACGAGCGCCGCAUGCGCGCCCUCCUCGGCGCGACGCGGGAGCAGGUCGAGCAGUGGCGGCGGGCGACGUUCGAGGGGACCUACGCCGACGCCAAGGCGCAGGCGACCGAGUUCUCGGCCUACAAGCGGGGCCGGAAACGGGACUGGGUGGCGGAGAAGAGCGACCUCGCGACGCUGCUCGGCAACAUCAAGACCAAGCUGGGCACGUACCGGCUGCGGCCGUACGAGCCGCCGGCCGACGUGCGGCUCGACGUGCUCGAGGAGGAGUGGGCGACGCUGGCCAAGGCGGAGAUGACGCGCGCCCAGGUCGUCAACGAGACGAUUCGAGACAUCAAGAACGCGCUGAGGAGGUCGUUUGCCGACAAGGCCAACGACUUCGCCAUGGCCCUCAACACGAUGCAGCUCGCCAUCUCGGGCCUCGACGGCGACGUCGAGGACCAGCUGCUGCACGUCCGGAAGCUCAGCGACAACCUCGCGCCGCUCGAUCGCUACCUCGAGACCAUCGCCGCCGUGGACGAGAAGUGCGAGGAGGCCAACAUCGAGGAGAACGACUUCACGACGUACACGUACGACGAGCUGCUGUACGAGCUCGGCCUCGUCAAGUCGUCGGUCCAGAAGAAGCUCUCCUUCCUCGAGAACCAGAUGGUGGCCCGGAGCAUGACGAACCUGACGCCCAUCCAGCUUGAGGAGUUUGAGAGCGUCUUCCGCCACUUUGACCGCGACGACACCAACUCGCUGCAGGAGCUCGAGUUCAGCGCCGCGCUCGCCUCCCUCGGCCUCGUCUUCUCCGAGGACGAGAUGCACGAGUACUUUGUCGAGUCGUCCGACGGGCGCGACCACGUCACGUUUGAGCAGUUCAUCCGCUUCAUGGUGGACGUGACCGAGGACCAGAACACGGCCGAGCAGGUCUUCCAGUCCUUCCGCGAGGUGGCCGACGGGAAGCCGUACGUGACGGAGAUGGACCUGCGCCACAGCCUCGUGCCGGACGAGGUCAUCGACCAGCUCGUCGAGAUGAUGCCGGCCCACCACGGGCCCGACAUGUCCGAGGACCGCGGCCGGCCGCAGUACGACUACAUAUCCUUCAUGGACAAGCUCAUCGACGAACCGCCGGCCGCCGACGACGAGGUGCCCGGGGGCGUGCUGCGGGACAGGAUCAACGUCGGCAGCGCGGGCCCGCCAAAGGGGGAAAGGAAAAAGGCCGGUGUUGCAUGA